AUGGUAUUCUGGUUGGCCCAGUCAUCGCUAAAGGCAGCGAUUGGAAUAGACACCCACAGCAUCAAAGGCGUGAAGAUGACCUACCAGGUCCCAUUCUUUUCCACUCAAUACCAACCAAUCCUACCACAGCAAGACAACAGCUCUGACAGCUUUUUCAUUUUCAUUUUCCAACAAAACCUGAGCGAUGUGACAUAG
Penicillium samsonianum is the source of this 195-nucleotide messenger RNA. RefSeq lists its product as uncharacterized. The coding region runs from base 1 to 195 and encodes 64 amino acids. NCBI's taxonomy places the organism in Eukaryota, Fungi, Ascomycota, Eurotiomycetes, Eurotiales, Aspergillaceae. The transcript has a single exon. The record is from RefSeq and is a predicted model, not a curated record.